Messenger RNA from Funneliformis caledonium, 362 nucleotides. The record is from the annotation of a GenBank genome assembly. NCBI's taxonomy places the organism in Eukaryota, Fungi, Glomeromycota, Glomeromycetes, Glomerales, Glomeraceae.
ACAGUGGUGGUAAUUGGGCUGAUCAAACACAACAUGAAUCUACUUGGUCAAAAGCAGAUUCGAAUGAGCUCAAUCAGGAUCAUAUUAACAGUAUUUCAAACAGCGAAGAGGCUGUGCCGCAAAAUCGCAACCAAUAUAAUAAUCGUCGCAAUAAUGUUAAAAGCCAAUUUUCUACUUACGUUGGUAACUUAACACCUCCUGCAACUGAGGAAGAUCUUAGAGAAAUUUUCGAACAUACCGAUUGCCAGAUUGAAAAGGUUCGCUUGAUGUAUGAUCAACAAACUGGGGUUCAACGUACUUUUGCAUAUGUAGAAUUUAGUGAUGCUGCAUCACAAGAAGAGGCUAUUCUAUUAAAUGGCCAG